GCUGGGGAACUUUUUCCCCAUUUUGAGGCCAGGGGAAAGGGAAUGCCCAAUCCAGAGAGACAUGGGGGCAAGAAGGACGGGAGUGGAGGAGCUUCUGGAACUUUGCAGCCGUCAUCGGGAGGUGGCAGCUCCAACAGCAGGGAGCGUCACCGCUUGGUGUCGAAGCACAAGCGGCAUAGGUCCAAGCACUCCAAAGACAUGGGGUUGGUGACCCCCGAAGCAGCACCUUUGGGUACAAUUAUCAAACCUUUGGUGGAGUAUGAUGACAUUAGCUCUGAUUCCGAUACCUUCUCUGACGACAUGGCCUUCAAACUGGACCGGAAGGAGAAUGAUGAACGUCGCGGGACUGAUCGGAGUGACCGCCUGCACAAACACCGUCACCACCAGCACAGACGUUCCCGGGACUUACUAAAAACUAAACAGUCAGAGAAAGAAAAAAACCUGGAAGCCUCCAGCAAGUCGGGAUCGAUGAAGGACCGGAUAUCAGGAAGUUCAAAGCGUUCAAAUGAGGAGAAUGAUGACCAUGGGAAGACGCAGAUCUCCAAAAGCAGCAGCAACAAGGAAUCCAGGUCAUCCAAACUCCAUAAGGAGAAGACCCGGAAAGAACGUGAGUUGAAGUCCGGGCACAAAGACCGGAGUAAAAGUCAUCGGAAAAGGGAAACACCCAAAAGUUACAAAACCGUGGACAGCCCCAAACGGAGGUCCAGGAGUCCCCACCGGAAGUGGUCGGACAGCCCCAAGCAAGACGAUAGCCCCUCAGGAGCUUCUUACGGCCAAGAUUAUGACCUUAGUCCCCCGAGAUCUCACACCUCUAGCAAUUACGACUCCUACAAGAAGAGUCCGGGAAGUACCUCAAGAAGGCAGUCAAUCAGCCCACCUUACAAGGAGCCUUCGGCCUACCAGUCCAGCACACGGUCACCCAGUCCCUACAGUAGACGACAGAGGUCUGUGAGUCCCUAUAGCCGGCGACGUUCUUCCAGCUAUGAAAGGAGUGGCUCUUACAGUGGGAGAUCACCCAGUCCCUACGGCCGAAGGCGGUCCAGCAGCCCUUUCCUGAGCAAGCGCUCUCUGAGCCGGAGUCCGCUCCCCAGUAGAAAAUCCAUGAAGUCUAGAAGUAGAAGUCCCGCAUAUUCAAGACACUCAUCUUCUCAUAGUAAAAAGAAGAGAUCCGGGUCACGCAGUCGACAUUCCAGUAUCUCACCUGUCAGGCUUCCACUGAACUCCAGCUUGGGAGCUGAACUCAGUAGGAAAAAGAAGGAAAGAGCAGCAGCUGCUGCAGCAAAAAUGGAUGGAAAGGAAUCCAAGGGUUCACCUAUAUUUUUGCCUAGAAAAGAGAACAGUUCAGUAGAGGCUAAGGAUUCAGGCUUGGAGUCUAAAAAGUUACCCAGAGGUGUAAAAUUGGAAAAAUCUGCCCCAGAUACCGAACUGGUGAAUGUAACACAUCUUAAUACAGAGGUCAAAAAUUCUUUAGAUACAGGGAAAAUAAAGUUGGAUGAAAACUCUGAGAAGCAUCCUGUUCUUAAAGAUUCGAAAGGACAGGGAACAAGAGACUCUAAACCUGUAGCACUGAAAGAGGAGAUUGCUACUCCAAAAGAGACAGAGACAUCUGAAAAGGAGACCCUUCCACCUCUUCCCACAGUUACUUCUCCACCUCCUUUACCAACUACUACCCCUCCACCUCAGACACCCCCCUUGCCACCUUUGCCUCCACUACCAGCUCUUCCACAGCAACCACCUCUGCCUCCUCCCCAACCAGCAUUUAGUCAGGUUUUUUCUUCUAGUACUUCAACUUUGCCCCCUUCUGUUCACCCAAGGACAUCAACUCUGUCCUCUCAGGCAAAUUCUCAGCCCCCUGUACAGGUUUCUGUGAAGACUCAAGUGUCUGUAACAGCUGCUAUUCCACACCUAAAAACUUCAACGUUGCCUCCUCUGCCCCUCCCACCCUUAUUACUGGGAGAUGAUGACAUGGAUAGUCCGAAAGAAACUCUACCUUCAAAACCUGUAAAGAAAGAGAAGGAACAAAGGCCACGUCACCUACUCACAGACCUCCCUCUCCCUCCAGAGCUCCCUGGUGGGGAUCCAUCUCCCCCAGACUCUCCAGAACCAAAGACAAUCACACCACCUCAGCAACCAUACAAAAAGAGACCAAAAAUUUGUUGUCCUCGUUAUGGAGAAAGAAGACAAACAGAAAGUGACUGGGGGAAACGCUGUGUGGACAAGUUUGACAUUAUUGGGAUUAUUGGAGAGGGAACCUAUGGCCAAGUAUAUAAAGCCAAGGACAAAGACACAGGAGAGCUAGUGGCCCUGAAGAAGGUGAGACUGGACAAUGAGAAAGAGGGCUUCCCAAUCACAGCCAUUCGUGAGAUCAAAAUCCUUCGUCAGCUAAUCCACCGAAGUGUUGUUAACAUGAAGGAAAUUGUCACAGAUAAACAAGACGCGCUGGAUUUCAAGAAGGACAAAGGAGCCUUUUACCUUGUAUUUGAGUAUAUGGACCAUGACUUAAUGGGACUGUUGGAAUCUGGUUUGGUGCACUUUUCUGAGGAUCAUAUCAAGUCAUUUAUGAAACAGCUAAUGGAAGGACUGGAUUACUGUCACAAAAAGAAUUUCCUGCAUCGGGAUAUUAAGUGUUCUAACAUUUUGCUGAACAACAGUGGGCAAAUCAAACUAGCAGAUUUUGGACUUGCUCGGCUCUAUAAUUCUGAAGAGAGCCGCCCUUAUACAAACAAAGUCAUUACUCUGUGGUACCGACCUCCAGAACUUCUGCUGGGAGAGGAGCGUUAUACGCCAGCAAUAGAUGUUUGGAGCUGUGGAUGCAUCCUUGGGGAACUGUUCACAAAGAAGCCAAUUUUUCAAGCCAAUCUGGAACUGGCUCAGCUAGAACUGAUCAGUCGACUCUGUGGUAGCCCUUGUCCAGCUGUGUGGCCUGAUGUUAUCAAGCUGCCCUACUUCAAUACAAUGAAACCGAAGAAGCAAUAUAGAAGGCGCCUACGAGAAGAAUUCUCUUUCAUUCCUUCAGCAGCACUUGAUUUACUGGACCACAUGCUGACGUUAGAUCCUAGCAAACGCUGUACAGCUGAACAGACCCUACAGAGUGACUUCCUUAAAGAUGUCGAGCUCAGCAAAAUGGAUCCUCCAGACCUCCCCCACUGGCAGGAUUGCCAUGAAUUAUGGAGUAAGAAACGGCGACGGCAGCGACAAAGCGGUGUUUUGGUAGAGGAGCCACCUCCACCCAAAGCCUCUCGAAAAGAAACUAUCUCAGGGACAAGUGCUGAGCCUGUGAAGAACAGCAGCCCAGCACCACCUCAGCCUGCUCCUGGCAGGGUGGAGCCUGGGGCUGGGGAUGCAAUAGGCCUCGGUGACAUCACACAGCAGUUGAAUCAAAGUGAAUUGGCAGUGUUAUUGAACCUGCUCCAGAGCCAAACUGACCUGAGUAUUCCUCAAAUGGCGCAGCUGCUUAACAUCCACUCCAAUCCAGAGAUACAGCAGCAGCUGGAGGCCCUGAACCAAUCCAUCAGUGCCCUAACAGAAGCCACUUCCCACCAGCAGGACUCAGAGCCCACAGCCCCAGAGGAAUCUUUGAAGGAGGCACCCCCUGCCCCAGUGGUCCAACCUUCCGCAGAACAGACAACCCCUGAAGCUUCAAGCACACCAGCUGACAUGCAGAAUAUGUUGGCAGUUCUCUUGAGUCAACUAAUGAAAACCCAGGAGCCAGCAGGCAACCUGGAGGAAAACAACAGUGACAAGAACAGUGGGCCACAGGGGCCCCGAAGAACUCCCACAAUGCCACAGGAGGAGGCAGCAGCAUGUCCUCCUCACAUUCUUCCACCAGAGAAGAGGCCCCCUGAGCCCCCCGGACCUCCACCGCCGCCACCUCCACCCCCUCUGGUUGAAGGCGAUCUUUCCAGCGCCCCCCAGGAGUUGAACCCAGCCGUGACAGCCGCCUUGCUGCAACUUUUAUCCCAGCCUGAAGCAGAGCCUCCUGGCCACCUGCCACAUGAGCACCAGGCCUUGAGACCAAUGGAUUACUCCACCCGACCCCAUCCCAACAGGACUUAUGGAAACAAUGAUGGGCCUGAAACAGGGUUCAGUGCCACUGACACUGAUGAACGCCACUCUGGUCCAGCCUUGACAGAAUCCUUGGCCCAGACCCUGGUGAAGAACAGGACCUUCUCGGGCUCUGUGAGCCACCUUGGGGAGUCUAGCAGUUACCAGGGCACAGGGUCAGUGCAGUUCCCAGGGGACCAGGACCUCCGUUUUGCCAGGGUCCCCUUAGCAUUACACUCAGUGGUCGGGCAACCAUUCCUGAAGGCUGAGGGAAGCAGCAACUCUGUGGUACAUGCAGAGACCAAAUUGCAAAACUAUGGGGAGCUGGGGCCAGGAACCACUGGGGCCAGCAGCUCAGGAGCAGGCCUUAACUGGGGGGCCCCAGCUCAGUCUUCUGCUUAUGGAAAACUCUAUCGGGGGCCUACAAGAGUCCCUCCAAGAGGGGGAAGAGGGAGAGGAGUUCCUUACUAACCCAGAGACUUCAGAGUCCUGAAAGAUUCCUUCCCUAUCCAUCCUUCCACCCAGUCCUCUGAACCUUUAAUGAAAUCAUUUGCCAGAGCGAGGUAAUCAUCUGCAUUUGGCUACUGCAAAGCUGUCUGUUGUAUUUCUUGCUCACUUGCCACUAGCAAGCGACUUAUAAAAUAGUGAUGUUGGCAUCAGUUCCCCCUGGAUGGGCUAUAGCCAGAACAUUUACUUCAGCUCUACCUAGUAAAUAUAAGUAGAGAAUACGGAGAGGGUCAUUAAAUUGAAAAGUAAAUGUUUAAUUAGAUCAUUGCCUGUACUUCUUGAGCAGAAGAAAAAGGAAACAGUUUCAAUUUUGAGAUGGUUCAGGAGAGGCUCUCUUUAGGUUUUUAAAGUUUUGUGGGUUUUUUGUUUUUGUUUUUUUAAGAGAAUAGUGUUCACAAAAUUUGAGCUGCUCUUAGGCUUUUGCUAUAAGGGAAACAGAGUGACUGGCUGAUUUAAAUAAAUGUUUCCUUCCUCUCCACCAUCUCACAUUUUUGCUUUCAAGUGAACUCUUUUUUUACCCCAUUGAGCAUCUUGAACAUACCUUUUUUCCAAAUAAAUUGCUUGUCCUUAAAGUUUACUCCACUUUGAGAAAAGACAUGCCCUAUCUCUCCCUGCACAUGAAGCAGGUUGUAGAAAGUGGCAUUCUUGGGCAAGUAGGUAGACUUUACCCCAUCUCGUACCUUUUUUACCCCAUCUUUAUAGUUUUUCUUUCGCUCACUCGCUCUCUGUAUUCUCUUUUUUUUGAGGCAUUUGUUUGGAAAAAAUUAAUUGUUGAGAUGCCCAAAAACCUGGGAUAAUUCUUUACUUUUUUUGAAAUAAAGGAAAGGAAAUUCAAACUCCUA
Molecule: messenger RNA, 5393 nt
Organism: Lipotes vexillifer (Yangtze River dolphin)
Lineage: Eukaryota; Metazoa; Chordata; Mammalia; Artiodactyla; Lipotidae
Gene: CDK12
Product: cyclin dependent kinase 12
Exons: 14
Coding region: 43-4515 (1490 amino acids)
Biological process (GO): positive regulation of transcription elongation by RNA polymerase II; protein phosphorylation
Cellular component (GO): nucleus; cyclin/CDK positive transcription elongation factor complex
Molecular function (GO): RNA polymerase II CTD heptapeptide repeat kinase activity; cyclin binding; ATP binding
Source: RefSeq, a predicted model, not a curated record